AUGGCAAUGCAGCAGUUCUCAGGCUACAGGUUGCCUGAGAAGCAGAAUAAUAGCCCUAUAGGUGCAGAAAAUGUAAAGAAAUGUGGUACACCUACCUGUCAUGUAUGCGGUGCCCCUAGACUACCACCAGACAUAUUUGCUGAACUUGAUCACUUGCCUGAUCCGAUACCAGAACCUGGCUCAGGAAGUUACCAGCAUUUUGAUGACUUAUAUGGAAAGGUUGAAACGACAGAAAAGUUUCUACCAUCUGCCAAGGCAACUCCUGAGAAAGGUAACAAAUGUCCAUUUAAUCCAACAGCUCAGACCGCUAAGAAUGUUGGAACAGUGAUACAGUGUGCGGAUUGUGGGAAGUGGCGGUGUAUGCAUUCCAAAAGAAUGCUCAAGAAAAAAGAUCGUGAUGAACUUGGUGUCGUUCUUGAUUCCAUUUUAUAUAGUUGUGGUAGUAGUUUUCAGGGCAUGUGCCAUAGUGAUGAAGAGGGUGAUAAUCAAAAUAAUGUACUCAAUCAUGUCUUUGUUAGGGCUAAUCUUAAUUGCAGAACAGAGAUGGAGUAUACCUAUUAUUCAGCUAAUUAUGAGGCAGUUUGUAUAUAUUGUGCAUCCUCAAACCCUCAACAAAAGGAGGGAUAUUACCCUCAGUGUGAGGACUGCACACAAAAACCCACUGUUCCGAAACGUGGUGCUAAAAAGUAG
Molecule: messenger RNA, 690 nt
Organism: Lottia gigantea (owl limpet)
Lineage: Eukaryota; Metazoa; Mollusca; Gastropoda; Lottiidae
Exons: 3
Coding region: 1-690 (229 amino acids)
Source: RefSeq, a predicted model, not a curated record